This is a messenger RNA of Ziziphus jujuba (common jujube), 8451 nucleotides long. RefSeq lists its product as uncharacterized. The transcript has 9 exons. Lineage: Eukaryota; Viridiplantae; Streptophyta; Magnoliopsida; Rosales; Rhamnaceae. Bases 211 to 7677 code for a protein of 2488 amino acids. The record is from RefSeq and is a predicted model, not a curated record.
GAAAAACCGUCACAAUUUUAAAAUUUAAAUUUCAAAAUAAAAAUAAGGGAGUUCAAACCGACUUUUCCAAAACAAAAACACCAAAAAACAACACCACCACCAUUUUUGAAAAAAAAAAAAAAAAAAAACUCUGUAUUUUGUUUUCACUGGUAAAAGAUUGCCUAUCACUUUGCGCAAUAGGAUUUUUUUUUUUCCCUCUAUGUAGUAGAAAUGGAUUUUCAUGGAAUGAAGAGGCAGGCACUGCAAUCGCUCUGUAAGAAGCAUGGAAUUCCGGCGAAUUUGACCAACCAUGAAAUGGCCGAUAGGCUUGCUUUGCUUCUCAAGGAAAAUGAAAAGCCUGUAGACAAUAGUCAGCCAACAAGCUCGAAUAAUUUAGGAGAAACUCAUUGCGAAAUUGAAUCUAAUUUUAAGAUUGUAAAUCAGAAAGUAAGCAAGAAGGUGAGGUUUAGUCCUGAAAACGAAACAUUUAUAUUUGUAAGUUCAGAUACAGAGUCAGAUUCAGAUCAUGGUAACAAUCCGAAGAGACGACUGAGAAAAAGGAAAUCUGUGUCAAACUUGGAAUCAAAGAAACAAGUUCAGCUCAGAAAAAAUGUCAAAAAAGCUGAAGUUUCGGCCGAACCCUUGGACAAUUCCGGUAGAGUUACAAGGUCCAGAGUGCAAAGAGUGGUUGCCGGAGACGCAGAGAUGGUUUUCUCACCUCUUGCUGGGAAUAAGAGAGGGAGAAGAAGGGUAAAAAAUGUUGGUGUUAAUGAUAAACCACCACCAAUUGCUGAUUUGGGUGAUAAAGAUGAUCCUCGUGAGGAUGCUAAAUGGAGAGGCGGGUUGAUUCGACAGCGGUUGAGAAGCAAGGAGGUGGUGAAUGAAGCUGGAGAGAAAGCAGGAGAUGGGGAUUUGGCAGUGUUGAGGAAGAAUUCAAGAUUGAGAGGUUCCAAGAACAUAAGGAAUGUCAAGGCUAGUGAUGGGGUUGUUUUGCUGGAUCAGAUUCAUGAAGACAAUGCCAUUGCAGUAGAAGAGGCUAAACCUGAACAAAUUCUGAAGCGUUCUAAAAGAAUUACGGCAAAGAAUAAAGGUUCUAGUUCUUUGAGUAAAGAUUUGGGUGACACUGGAAUUGGUAGAAGGGUCACAAGGUCCCGGAAACUUGAUGAGAAGGAUUCUUCAUUAGAAAGUGAAGCAGGAAGUAUUGUAGUUGAGGAAGAAAGUCAAAAGGUUCUUCAACUUGAAGAACCUGCCAAGGGUUCAAGGCGGAAGUCUGUCGCACCACAAAAUGGGAAGGUGCAGAGUGAAAGUCUUGCUACCAAACGUACUGAACGUGGACAACCUGUAAAGGGGUCUAGAAAAAGGUCAAGGAAAAUAGAUUCUGAAGGAGUUCCCAAAGUCGAACCAAUUGUUGGCGUUGUGACAAAAGAUGAAGAUUUACUGCCAGAUGGCCCUCCUUGGAGGUCUCGGCACAGCAUUGCAUCAUUUAACUCUGUUGCUACUGCUGUUGGAGAGUUAAGAACUCAAGAUAAUGAUGGAAAGAAGAAGCCACAAAGAGAAGCACCUUUAGAAAGUGAUGUUAAUAUUGCCAAACAACCAAGGAGAUCUAGUCGCCAUGCUUCCAAAGAAGUUGGUGGAAUUGCUGAUGGUGUCAGAAAGGAUUUGCAAACAAGGCAGAGCAAAAAGCAAAUUUUGAAAGAAGAAAGUUCCGUAACUGUGCACGAACCUGUAACUAAGAAGGCUCUGAGACGAUCCAGACCCAAUGUCUCAAAAAGUAAUGUUCCUGAACUUGCAGACCCGAAAGGUAGAUCUGCUGAAAAAAAUAAGCCGUCUAAAGCAAGGAUGGAAAUUAUAGAAGAAGAGGGUUCAUUUAGAAAAAGUAGUUUGUCCCGUGGAGAACAACCAGUCAUGGAUAUUGUGCCAGAAUGUGGAGGCAGUAAAAAUGAUUCUGAUUUGUACCACAGAAAAAAAGUUAGAGAAAGGUCAAAUAAAAAGAGAAAGGAAGGGAAAUCUGUUGAGCAUAGCCAGCUAGGUUCUGCUGAGAUAUCUGCUCUAAAUUCUGAUGAGAAGGAGUUCACAUACGACACAUUGAAGUCGGAGGAACAGGUUUCAGAGUCAAUGGAGGUUGAAGGUGCAUCUAUAUUCCAACAAAUGCAGGAUUCUACAGCUGAGGUUGUGGAUAAUGAGAAAGAAAACAUUGUCGAGGAAGCUAGGAUGGAAAAUUUGAGUCUGGAUAGCAAGUUAGAAGGUUCUAUGGAAUAUCAGUCCCACCGUUCAUUUAAUACAAGAGCUGAAUCUGGUGAUGGAAAAUUGGUGGAACAGGUAAGUACAGAACCAGUUGAGCAUCUAAGUAAGAUUAACAAUGUGGUUUCUUGUGGAAUUAUCUCUCCAGCCAGUGGCUUUUCACCUGCCUACCCAGAAGAUUCCAAUGGCUUGAAAGCGGAAGAAUCGUUGAUGGAAAAACAUGUAAACCCAGUAAGUGAUAAGGUAGAUGACCUAUUAGCUGACAAUGGAAAAGCUAAUGCUCAAGAGGAUAAAAUUAUACUAGAAUUGGAUACCAAUGGGAAUUAUGAACCUGUUCAAGAGGAGACAAUUCAAGAGAAUCAUCUAAGUGAACUUACUGGAAGUCGUGAUUCAGAAAGAAGCUCUGAAAAGUUCUCAAAUGAAGCUGAAAAUAUAUACGUGCUUGUUCCUUAUGACAGAAAUGAAGCGGAGGAGGCAGUUCAAGAGAAUCAUCUUAGUGAACUAAGUGGGAGUCGUGAGUCAGAAAGAAGCUCCGAAAAAUUCUCAAAUGAAGCUGAAAAGAUAUGUGUGCUUGUUCCUUAUGAGAGACAUGGAAUAGCUCAAGUUGAUGAAUAUGCAACUGAAACUGCUGACAUCGUUGUGGAAAAGGUUGCAGAUAUCCAAUUGGGAAUAAUUGCCAGUGAUGAUACUGCUGCUGCCCCAUCUGAACCUCCACCACAAAGUCAAGAUGGGAAUCAGUUGGAGGCUCUGACAGCCAUGCAUCUAGAAAUUGUUGGAAGAAGUGAUGCAUAUCAUGUUGAGAGAGAAAACUGUUCUAAUAAUUUGAUUGAAGUCCCUGAUGAAACAAUAUCCAGUGAAGAUAUUAGCUUCAGUAAAUUACGUGGCCAAGUAUGCAGUAAUGAGAGGACCGAAGAAAUUGGGACAAUGAAGGAAAAGGAGUCUAGUGAAUAUGGAGAAGAACGGACACCAAAUGAAAUUGCAGCAACUGUAUCACAUAUUGGUGAAUUCAAUUUUAGAAGUUCUGAGAAGCGGGGAGAAGUUUUGCCAGAGCGGUCAGAAUCCUGUCUUUCCUGUGGUGGAAACACUGCAAAUAAGGAAGAAAAUGUUGGAAAAGCUGUUGAUGAUCCAAAACCCCAGGUUAUCAGUUUUGAUGCAGAGACAAAAGACAAUGUAGAUGGAGUUAACGAAGAUGAUGUCAAUGAUCACUUGGUUGAAAAGGAGUUACAGACAAUGUACCCUUUUACUUCCAUGCACGAAGAAGGGACAAACGAAGCUGUUGAGAUCAAUAGCUGUAGUCCUGCUGCCGUAGAAGAGACAGAGGCAGAGACUAUUGACAAGUGUGGUCUUGAAGGAAUGUCAAAAAAUGAAGAAGACAAAGAAGAACAUGUUGUAACCAACAAAGUAACAGAGAUGGAGGAAGCAGAAAAUGGAGCGCCUAUGCUACCACUCUAUUCAAUGGGGGAUGAUACUGCAUUUUCAAAGUAUGAGAUUGAAUUAUCAAAAACUAAUGAUCUCGCCCAAGGUGCUUCGGAUGUGACCAUGUCUAGUGAAUAUGAAGAUGGAGGGACACCAAAUGAAAUUGUGGCAACUGUAUCACAAGUUGGUGAAUUCAAUUUUACAAGUUCUGAGAGGCAAGGAGAUGUUUUGCCAGACCUGGAUAAAAGUGCUUCCAUAUAUGCAAAAUCCUGCCUUUCCUGUGAUGGAAAAACUGCUAAUAAAGAAGAAAAUGUUGGAAAUGCUGUCGACGAUCCAAAAGCCCAGGUUAUCAGUUCUCAUGCUGAGAUAAAAGAAUAUGUAGAUCGAGUUACAGAAGAUGAUGUUGAUGAUCUCUUGGUUGAAAAGGAGUUGGAGACAAUGUACCCUUUUACUUCCAUGCACGAAGUAGUGACAAAAGAAGCUGUUGAGAUCAAUAGCUGUAGUCUUGCUUCUGUAGAUGAGAUGGAGGCACAGCGUAUUGGGAAGUUUAGUCCUGAGGAAAUGUCAAAAAAUGGUGAAGACAAAGAAGAACUUGCUAUAACUAACAAAGUAACAGAGAUGGAGGUAGCAGAAAAUGGAGCACCUAUGCUACCACUUGAUUCAGUGGGGGAUGAUACAGCAUUUUCAAAGUAUGAGAUUGAAUUAUUAAAAACUAAUGGUCUUGCCCAAUGUGCUUCGGAUGUGACCAUGUCUAGUGAAUAUGAAGAUGGAAGGACACCAAAUGAAAUUGUGGCAACUGUAUCACAAGUCGGUGAAUUCCAUUUUACAAGUUCUGAGAGGCAAGGAGAUGUUUUGCCAGACAUGGAUAAAAGUGCUUCCAUAUAUGCAAAAUCCUGCCCUUCCUGUGAUGGAAAAACUGCUAACAAAGAAGAAAAUGUUCGAAAAGCCGUUAGUGAUCCAAAAGCCCAAGUAAUCAGUUUUGAUGCAGAGACAAAAGACAAUGUACAUGGAGUUAUCGAAGAUGAUGUCAACGAUCAUUUGGUUGAAAAGGAGUUACAGACAAUGUACCCUUUUACUUCCAUGCACAAAGUAGGGACAAAAGAAGCUGCUGAGAUCCAUAGCUGUAGCCCUGCUGUUGUAGAAGAGAUGGAGGCAGAGAGUAUUGAUAAUUGUGAUCAUGAAGAAAUGUCAAAAAAUGGUGAAGACAGAGAAGAACAUGCUGUAACCAAUAAAGUAACCGUGAAGGAGGAAGCAGAAAAUGGAACGCCUACGCUACCACUUGAUUCAAUGUGGGAUGAUACAGCUCUUUCAAAGUUUGAGAUCGAAUUAUCAAAAACUAAUCGCCUUGCCCUAGGUGCUUCGGAUGUGACCAUGUCUAGUAAAUAUGAAGAUGGAGGGACGCCAAAUGAAAUUGUGGCAACUGUAUCACAAGUUGGUGAAUUCAAUUUUACAAGUUCUGAGAGGCAAGGAGAUGUUUUGCCAGACCUGGAUAAAAGUGCUUCCAUAUAUGCGAAAUCCUGCCUUUCCUGUGAUGGAAAAACUGCUAAUAAAGAAGAAAAUGUUGGAAAUGCUGUCAACGAUCAAAAAGCCCAGGUUAUCAGUUCUCAUGCUGAGAUAAAAGAAUAUGUAGAUCGAGUUACAGAAGAUGAUGUUGAUGAUCACUUGGUUGAAAAGGAGUUAGAAACAAUGUACCCUUUUACUUCCAUGCACGAAGUAGUGACAAAAGAAGCUGUUGAGAUCAAUAGCUGUAGUCUUGCUUCUGUAGAUGAGAUGGAGGCACAGCGUAUUGGGAAGUUUGGUCCUGAGGAAAUGUCAAAAAAUGGUGAAGACAAAGAAGAACUUGUUAUGACUGACAAAAUGGAGGAAGCAGAAAGUGGAACGCCUAUGCUACCACUUGAUUCAAUGGUGCAUGACACAGCAUUUUCAAAGUAUGAGACUGAAUUAUCAAAAACUAAUGGUCUUGCCCUAGGUUCUUCGGAUGUGACCAUGUCCAGUGAAUAUGAAGAUGGAGGGACACCAAAUAAAAUUGUGGCAACUGUAUCACAAGUUGGUGAAUUCAAUUUUGGAAGUUCUGAGAAGCAGGGAGAAGUUUUGCCAGACAUGGAUAAAAGUGCUUCCAUAUAUUCAGAAUCCUGCCUUUUCUGUGAUGGAAAAACUGCAAAUAAGGAAGAAAAUGUUGGAAAAGCUGUUGUUGAUCCAAAAGCCCAGGUUAUCAGUUCUGAUGCUGAAACUAAAGAAAAUGUAGACGGAGUUACAGAAGAUGAUGUUACGGAUCACUUGGUUGAAAAGGUGCUUCUUGAGCAGAAUGAUAAUGGUCCUGAUCUUACGUUGCGUAACGCACAUGAAAGCUGUAUAUAUGCCACUGAUGAAGGUGAUGAUAUCUUGGAUAGAAGAAUUGGCAUUGAGAAUGUUGAGGAUGGUACUAAGUUGGACGAGCAACUGAUUUCUCCAUUUGGAUUAAAUAAUGGGUGUCUGUCGGACGAGAAGAAGUCCGCUGUUAAAUCAUUUUCUGUUGCCCCUUCAGGCAGAAAUGUACCUGGAUCAAGUACAGCUACUUUCUCUGUGCAGAAUUUUUCAUUAUCAUGUGUAUUGAGUGCAGGAAAGGAGUAUGAAUUUCAUGCAUACAGCAACCGUGUCAGGAAUUAUGCAGAAGGAAUAGAGAUGGCUAAUGAGGAUAAAGGCUUUGGUCAUGAAAAGAUGAAUCCACCUGCGCAAGGAGAAAAUGAACUUGGAAUUGACAAGAGAGUUGAAGGUCAGAACAGUAAUGAAGGUAUAAAUGAUUCUACCCAUGGUUUUGCUGUUGAGAAUAACGCAAGAACUUCUCCACAAGUUGUUGCUGAGAAACUUGAUGGAUACACAGAUGUCUUGAAACUAGCCAAUCAAAUGGACAGCGAUGAUGAUCUGGAUUUGAACAAUCUGUUCAACAGCAAUAGCACAAACAGUAAGAGGAAUUCAAAGGAGACUGGAAAAGAAAUUGAUUUGCAUGAUCUUGACAAUGUGGCAAUCUCUUCUGGUCAAUCCAAUGAAUUUUCGGAUUGUGGAAACAAUGCCUCUAUAUUGAAGCCUGAAAUGAACGUUGAAUGUUCAGCUGUUUCCCCAGCGACUGCUUCUACAACUGAAAUCAAAGCACUGGAGAUUGCUGCAGAAAUGACUUUGUUCACCAGUUAUGAGCUGAAUUUGUUUUCAGAAGAUAGAGAAAGAGAUGAAUUUGAGGAAGCAGAUGUGAGAACCUUGGAAGACAAGUUGAUAAACAAAAAUAAUGAAGAAGUGAAUGAAGGAAGAGAAAUUGUUUCGAGCAUUGAAAAUUUUGAGAAAGAGCAACAUUGUGAUUAUGAGCAAAGCAUGGUAGAAGACAAGCCAAACUUGAUAAAUGAAACUAAUGAAGUGAGUGAAGGGAGAGAAAUUGUUGGAAGUAUGGCGUCUAAUUUAGAGCUAAAUGAAGGGAGAGAAAAUGUUGAGAGUAUUGGAAAAGAUUGUGAUGAUGAGCAUGGCAUGGUAGAGGAAUUUGAAAUAGGGAAACAGAACCAGCUUUCUGCUUCAGAUGAGUCCAUCUAUGAAAAUCGAAGUAUACCAAAAGAGAAAGGUGGGGUGCCUGUCAUCAAGCAAGGGCUUGUUGAUUGCGAGAUUCACAAAUUUGAAUGUAUUGAGUUUGAGAAUUAUACAGAGGCUACUCAAAUUAAUGCCAGCAAUUAUGCUGCUUCAGAUACUUCCAAAGCUGAAUGUUGUGCAAGUGACUCUAAGAAACCAGAAAUUCAUGUGAACUCUGCUGUUGAAGCUGUUGCUUUAGAAAAUCCCCAGAAAUUGGAAUCACGUGAAGAUAAAAGUCCGGAGGCAAAAUUGAUGGAAAGAAUCAGUAGAUCUGCCAUGCCAAAAAUGAAGACUAACAAAGAUUUUUCGAUCCCAAGAACUCCGAAAAACAUCCACAAAAUCUAUGAUAUGAAAGAGAAUUUUCCCAGCAGCAAGAGGGAACAAGUCAAUAACAUGACAGCAACAAAAACAUCAGUCAAGAGAAGGGCAUUGGAAGAUCUCCAGAAGAAUUAGACUCCGGUCCUGCUUCUAUGCUUCAUAAGAUUUAUUAUAUUGAACGAUUUCCUAAAUUUAUUUGCAAAUGUGGAUUGAUUCUAGCAUACCUCAUGCAGAAAGUUCAAUGAAUUUUUAUGUUCAUCUGCUUUGUUUAUGUUCAUAAAAUGUAAUUAUUUAUGAAUGUUGUUAUGUAAUUUUAUUUUCUUGCUUGUGUUUUCCUUGUGUAUAUUUGAUUGUCGAUUCUAGAUCCUUGAGAAUCGAUAAUAAACUUGGUACUUCAAGGAUUUUGAAUAUUUGUAGCAUUGACAAAGUAAAGCUUCAUUUGUUCCAAAUUGAUUUGUUCUCUAGACUACCUCAUAGAUUAGAACUAUAUCUUGCUUUCAUAGAAAAACAGUAAUUAGACUGCUAUAAACAGAGGCAAAAUAAUAAUCAGAUUUUACUCAAUGGAAUAAACAGACAUUUUCUACAACGAAAUAACAUAACUACCAGAAUCUUUAGCUACUCUUAAGCAGACAUACAAACGAAAUUCAAAUUGCUUUGGACACAGAAAUAUAUGUUUUGUGUUUAUUUCUUGGCAAAUAAUACAACAGAGGUUGAACAUCAUACGUAGUUUUCACUAAAUUGAUGACAAAAUUUCAGACACAAGACAAUUUGAUGAUGAUAUAUACGAAGUCCCUUAUUCGGAAAAGUACAUAAAAUAUGAAUCAAACUAACUUCAAGUGCUCUUGGGAUUACAGACAAACCUCCUGAAUACAAUCCCUUUCCACCGGUAAUAUCCAAGUAUCAAAAGAA